Molecule: messenger RNA, 4075 nt
Organism: Betta splendens (Siamese fighting fish)
Lineage: Eukaryota; Metazoa; Chordata; Actinopteri; Anabantiformes; Osphronemidae
Product: heterogeneous nuclear ribonucleoprotein L-like
Exons: 14
Coding region: 1246-2556 (436 amino acids)
Biological process (GO): regulation of RNA splicing; mRNA processing
Cellular component (GO): nucleus
Molecular function (GO): mRNA binding
Source: RefSeq, a predicted model, not a curated record
AAAUACUGGAGUAAUGAGUAACUGACAGCAGCUGGUGAGACACAUGACCAGCUGUGAAGCAGAACAGACCUAAUACAGACAGGAACUAAACCGGAAGUAACAAAAUAAAACAGGAAACUAAACAAAUCCAGAGCUAAGAAGCAAGAUCUGUGACAGAACCAAACAUGACACCACAAAUGAACAAACAGGGCAAACACUGGAUGAAACAGCACCACUUGGCUCCUGGAAGACAAAGUCGAACACAAACACUUAAUGAAAGUUCCAUCUUUGUUCCACCACCACCCAACCUCUCUGGUGCAUAUGUGUUCAUUGUUUUCCAUACAUUCGAUGAAGUUGUGAUGACAGCAUCUAAGGACAAAAAUCAAAACACACAUGUAGAUCAUUUUCAUAAACUCUGUACAUUUGAACCAAUGUAAAAAAAUUCAAACACUUCAAAUAUAACCUUGGACUAACAGCCCACUAAUUUGCUUAAAUAAUUUUGACUUACCAUUUAAAAGUAGCUGCUACGUUGCUGUACUCUUUUGUCAUGAUCCGUGUCUUUGUUUCUAGUUGUUCCCUGUUUUCACGUCAUGUCCUGCUUGUCUUAUUUUGGUUCCAGUUUCCGUUUCCUGUUUUAUUUUGGUAGUCUCCCGGUCUCUGUUUUGUGUUCUAGCUUUACUUCCGGUUUCUUGUCUUGUCACAGCUGUCCCUGCUCAUUACCCACACCUGCACUCUGUUAGUCAUCAAGUCACUGUGUAUUUAACCACCACCUGUGUCCUUAGUUCCCUGCCAGAUUGUCGUAUUCGAGUUCCCUGAGUGUUCGUGUUUCUUGUGAGUUGAGCGUCCCUAGUCUCCUGAGUUCCCUGCGUGUUCGUGUUUUUCGUGUUUAUUCCUGUUUGCACCAUGUAUCCUGCCUGACCCUGGAGUAUCUACUGACCGUGAGUUUUUGCCUGUUCCCUGCCUGUACUUUUGUCGAGCCAUUUCGUGUAUGACCUGGACCGUCUGACCGUGCCUUAAGAAUAAACCUUUCUGAUCGUAAUCCUGCCUCUGUGCUGUGCAUGUGGGUUCGCCGCCUGCCCGAGUCCCUGACAGAACAAUCUGGCCACACUUGGACCCAGCCAGCACUUAGCCUCCGGUCAGGAGGAUGUUGAGGACUCUCAUCACAUCUCCCCAAGUCCUGUGGUCCAUGUGCGUGGUCUGUGUGAGGCUGUUGUGGAGGCAGACCUGAUAGAUGCCCUGGAGAAGUUUGGAUCUAUAUGUUACGUGAUGAUGAUGCCUUUCAAGCGUCAGGCCCUGGUGGAGUUCUCUGCGGUGGAGGGCGCUGACCGCUGCGUGUCCUGUGGAGACAAGGAGCCAGUGUACAUAGCAGGCCAACAGGCAUAUUUUAACUACUCUACAUCUAAGAGAAUCACAAGACCAACCAGUGCUGACAACCCCAACAGUGGCAAUAAGGUUCUCCUGCUGUCUAUUCAGAACCCUCUCUAUCCUAUAACCACGGACGUAUUGUACACCGUGUGUAACCCCAUUGGCAGCGUGUUGAGGAUUGUCAUCUUUAAACGGAACGGAAUCCAGGCCAUGGUGGAGUUUGAGUCAGUUCAGUGUGCCCAGAAGGCCAAAGCAGCUCUGAAUGGAGCCGACAUCUACGCUGGCUGCUGUACACUCAAGAUUGAAUAUGCGAGGCCAACUCGUCUAAACGUGAUUAAAAAUGACAAUGAGAGCUGGGACUACACUAAACCGUACCUGGUCAGACGAGAUCGUGGCAAAGGAAGGCAAAGGCAGGCCAUUUUAGGAGAGCACCCUUCAUCCUACAGUGAGAGCGGCUUUGGAUCACCCUGUCCUCUGCUGCCUCUACCUGGCAACAGCAGGUACAAGCUCACUUCUGUGGACGCUCCAGACAUGGUUUCCUACCCUCUGCCCCAGUCGUCUUCCUACUCCACUCAUGCUCCUAGCUCUGUUGCCAUGGUGAGUGGCCUCCACCCAUCCAAGAUGAACUGCACCCGCAUUUUCAACCUUUUCUGCCUUUACGGCAACAUUGAGAAGGUGAAAUUCAUGAAGAGUGUUCCUGGUACAGCGUUGGUGGAGAUGGGAGACGAGUACGCUGUGGACAGAGCCAUCACACACCUCAACAGCAUUAAGGUGUUUGGCAAGAGACUUAAUGUCUGUGUGUCUAAGCAACAUGCAGUCAUCCCCAGCCAGGUGUUUGAGCUGGAGGACGGCAGCAGCAGCUACAAGGACUUUGCAAUGACUAGAAACAACCGCUUCAGCAGUGCCGGACAGGCCUCCAAGAACAUCAUCCAGCCUCCGUCUGCAGUGCUGCAUUACUACAACGUUCCACCGUGCAUCUCACAGGACCACUUACUCAGGCUGUGUAAGGAGCAUGAUGUCCCUGGCUUUGUUAAAUUCAAGAUGUUCGAUGCCAAACCCUCCUCCAAGACCAUCUCUGGUUUACUGGAGUUUGACAGCAAGACAGAUGCUGUGGAGGUUCUCACUGUCCUCAACCACUACCAAAUCAGGAUCCCCAAUGGAUCUAACCCCUACACUCUCAAACUGUGCUUCUCCACCUCAUCUCACCUGUAAAGUGCUGCAGAGUGUCAAGCCCAAUUCUGCUGGCUGUCAAUCAAGCUGUGGUCACUGUGGCCAGGACGAAUGAAUAGCUAAAUAAAUUUAAUGCAUUAGCACCUCCUUUAUUCCUAAUAAUAUUAAAUUAUAUUGUCACCUGUGUACAAUAAAUGUGCUUUACAUGAUUUAAAUGAUUUCCUUCAAAUUAACUUCUUUUUAGUGUUUCUCAAAAGCUCCUCCAAGGCAUCAGUAAUGGAGCAUUUGCAGUCAGCACUUCAGUCUGUGACCUAAAGGCAGCGCAUCCUGUAUAUUCCUAUUUCUAGUGAACAGAAUGGUGGACAUACUGAACGUAUUGGCAGCGUAUUAGCACCUCCUUUUCUCUUUGUCAGAUAAUUGCUGCUUUUUCUCAUCAGGUGAUGUGUUUAUGAGUGUAAGGCCUGCACAAUAACCAUUGUUGGAGUUUGUUUCAGUAAAGCUACAAGAAAAAACUAAACAGUGUCUGCGCUCUGUAUUAAAAUAGACUUUGUGUUAACCAAUGCACGAACACGCACAUUCUCUGAUUAAAGCUGUAAGUCUUUUAUUUAUAUAUAUUUUUUAAUGAAUGCUAUAGUUUUUGUGGUGUUUUACAUUACAUUUAAUUCAUUUAAAGCUAUUUUUAGUCAUGUGCUUAGGGUCCUAAGGGCAUAGAUGGAUGCCAAAUGGUCACCCAGUACUGGUCCUCUUCAUGUAAUGUCAGUAUGCACAGCUCCUAAAAGUUGAAGGGACACGUGGGUUGUCUUGUCCUGGUAUUAAUGGACGAGUGGAUGUGCUGGAGAGCUUUGAGGCCACUUCUUUUGGAAAGCACAGUACAAAUCCUGGCCUUUUUCAUAUUGAACAAAUUUCACUGCUCCGGUGCUUUUUUUAUUAGUGCACUAGAAUCUAUUAAAUGUGAAUUAAUUGGAAUGUGCAUUGUAUAUAACAUGUAAAUAAGUAAAGUAGUAGGAACAGAUAAAUCCCUCUCAGUCUGCUGUAAAAUUGGUGCUGUAGAUGUUGUGCAGUUGAUUGAACUCUGACAUUGAUUUGUAUGUCAUAAAGAAUUGGAUUUUACUGUAUUUCUGAGAAGGACUUUCUCAUUUAUUCUCAAGGUUUUUUUUUUUAUAAACGUAAACCGUUAAUCGCAGGAUGGAUGAAGCACAUCUACAGGUAUUCUAUGAUUGACAAUGAUUGAUAGAGACUGUAAAUGUAAUAUUGUUAAUGGUCUGUAAUCACUGACAUGUGCAUAAAACUACAAUGUUCCAUUCAUUUACAAAUAAUAUAUGUUGUUGUAAGUAAGGAAGAAGGAGCCCAUCUGUUCAAAUGGAAUAAAUUCAGUUACGGGGCUGUUACGGGGCAACUUGACUCAGCUGUCUCCCACCUGUGUUCAUUUAUGGCAUCACAUGGUCUGUUAACACUGACGUUCAGGGUAAUGCCAUCAAAAUGACACUGCAGUGCUAAGAGUUGUUGUUGUUUGUGCUGUUUUCCAUCUAUGCUGAUAAAGUUAAAAACCUCAAAAAAAACA